Messenger RNA from Motacilla alba alba, 3560 nucleotides. RefSeq names its product ras-related C3 botulinum toxin substrate 3. Lineage: Eukaryota; Metazoa; Chordata; Aves; Passeriformes; Motacillidae. Gene Ontology annotation, molecular function: protein kinase binding; GTPase activity; GTP binding. Gene Ontology annotation, biological process: establishment or maintenance of cell polarity; cortical cytoskeleton organization; small GTPase-mediated signal transduction. Gene Ontology annotation, cellular component: cell cortex; plasma membrane; cell projection. The record is from RefSeq and is a predicted model, not a curated record. Bases 31 to 2589 code for a protein of 852 amino acids. The transcript is spliced from 22 exons.
UGGAGCGGUUCCGGGGGAGCGCGCGCGGCCAUGGAGCGGUUCGGGCGCGAGUACGCGCGGCUGUGCGCGGCGGCGGGCGCGGCCCCGCAGGAGGCCGUGCUGCGGCGCCUGCGGGAGCCCGGCGGGCCGCGGGGCCGCCUGGACCUGGCGGCGCAGAGCCUCUCGCUGCCCACCUGCAGCGCGCUGGGCCGGCUGCUGCCCGGGGCUGCGCCCUUCGCCGCGCUGGCGCUCGGCGACUGCGGCCUGAGCGAGGAAGGUGUAAAACUUUUGUUGCAUGGUCUUUGUACCAACACCACAGUCAAAUCAUUGGAUCUGAAGGGAAAUAACCUGCGAACCACGGGAGCUGAGGCUUUGGGAAAACUUCUUAGGCAGAACAAAUCCAUCAGGAGCCUGACCUUAGAAUGGAACAGCCUCGGCAUGUGGGAGGAGGGCUUCUCUUUUUUCUGCCAAGGACUGAGAGCAAACAACUUUCUUCAGCGUCUGGAUCUGCGCAAUAACCAGAUUAACCAUCAAGGGGCUGGAGAGCUGGCCAUGGCACUGACACAAAAUACCAGCCUUCAGGAGCUGGAUUUGCGAUGGAAUAACAUUGGGCUUCUGGGUGGCCGAGCUUUGCUGAACUGCUUGCAUAGCAACAAGACCCUGAAGAGACUGGAGCUGGCAGGGAACAAUGUUCCUGGUGACAUCCUGAAAGCUGUGGAACAAGCCUUGGAUCACAACCAGGACCGUGAGGCUAUCCUGAGUGAGGCCCAGAACCAAGUGAACAUCCUCAGCAAGGAGGUUUUGAGUCUGAAGGAUGAGAAGAACAAGCAGUUCAUGGAUUUUCUGGAUACUGUAGACAAGCAGAAAGAAGAAAGAGCCAGGAGUGAGAAAAUGUCUGCAGCACGAGUCAGCCAGCUGCAGGAAGCAUUGGAUGAGCAGUACUCCAUUAUGAAUUCACUGAAAACCAAGCUGCAGAUGACUGAAGCUGCCCUGGCUCUGUCUGAGCAGAAGGUGCACACGUUGGGAGAGCUGCUGAAUGCCAUGAAACAGGAACAAAACUCUGUGGCUGAGGGCCACUUCAGGGAGCUCCAGCAACAAAAGCAGGAAGGUGCUGAUCGGGAAGGCAGGCUUUUGCAUGACUUGUCUGCUGCCAGUGAGAAAAAUCUGCUGCUGAGAAAUCAGGUGGAUGAGUUGGAGAGGAAAUGCAAAGUUCAUCAGGAUCAGCUGUUCCAGGUGAAACAAGACUUGACCAACACAACAGCAGAGCUGAAGCUGCGGGCUGUGGAGGCUGAAGAACGUCUGGAAAUGGAGAAAAGAAGAUUUAAACAAAGCCUUGAAGACAUGGAAUCCCUUCGGGUAAAAGAGGUGGAUCGUAUGGCACAGCAGAUGGAGGCCAGUGAGCGUUCCAUGCACGACAGGAUCCAGAGGCUGGAGGCCAUCAGGAUAUCUCUGGACGAGGAGCUGAGCCAAGUCAAAGCAGCUGCACUAACUGAGCGAGGACGGGCAGAGGAGGAGUUAAUAAAAGCACGGAGUCAGGCACGCCUGGAGGAGCAGCAACGACUAGAACACCUAGAAGAGAAGCUGCGGCUGAUGACUGAGUCAAGGGAUGAAGCUCAGAACUGCUGCCUUAAGCAAAAGGAAAUGGUUGCUGAGGCCCAGGCCAAAGCCAAACAGUUGGGCCUGUAUGCUGAUGGACUCAAGAGGAGGCUGGAUGAACUUCAGCAGGACCUGGACAGGAAGGAAGAGGAGAAAGUGACAGAGCUAAAUAAGAUGAAAGUGGAAUUACAGGAGCAGAUUGGGCACCUGGAGGCUGAACGCACAGCCCAGGAUGGGCUGAGAGAGAAGAUUGCAGCUCUGGAAAGACAGCUGAAAGCCCUAUCCAGUAAUCACCGUGAAGCACUGCUGGACAAAGAGGGUGAGAUCUCUCUGCUGCUGGAGAAGCUGAGAAUGAAGGAGGCUGAGAUCUCCAGGAUGAGGGAAGAGGAGGCCCAGCGAGCAAGUUUCUUGCAGAAUGCCAUCAUGGCAUAUGUGCAGGGAUCUCCCUUGGGAGCCCACAGUUCUAGGAAAGCUGUAGGGAAGACCUGCUUGCUGAUCAGUUACACCACAAAUGCCUUUCCUGGAGAAUACAUUCCCACCGUGUUUGAUAAUUAUUCUGCCAAUGUGAUGGUAGAUGGAAAGCCAGUGAACCUGGGCCUCUGGGACACAGCAGGGCAAGAAGACUAUGACCGACUGCGGCCUCUUUCCUAUCCACAGACGGAUGUUUUCUUGAUCUGCUUCUCCCUUGUGAGUCCAGCCUCCUUUGAGAAUGUCCGAGCUAAGUGGUACCCUGAGGUCCGACACCAUUGCCCAAAUACACCUAUUAUCCUGGUGGGCACCAAGCUGGACUUGAGGGAUGAUAAGGACACCAUUGAAAGGUUACGUGAUAAGAAACUGGCCCCCAUCACCUAUCCCCAAGGCUUGGCCAUGGCUCGGGAGAUCGGGUCAGUAAAGUACCUCGAAUGCUCUGCCCUGACGCAGCGGGGCUUGAAGACGGUGUUUGAUGAAGCCAUCCGGGCUGUGCUCUGCCCACCGCCUGUGAAGAAGCCUGGCAAAAAGUGUACCAUGUUUUGAGGGCUGUGGCCUUGGUGUUGGCUCAGCAUGCUGUCGUCCUCUGACAGAUUGCAUAUUAAGCUGGGUGUUUCUGAAGGGGGCUGGGAUGUGUAGGGCCCUUCAUCAUGUACGAAGUCAGUGUUUUUUAAAUGUCUCUUUGAUUUAACGUCAGUGUUGAUGUGAAGGGGCAGUGGGGACAGGAGACCAGCUGGGGACUAUACAGCCCCCAGGGGAGGUACAGCGGGGAAGGCAAGGUAGCUCCUUCAGGCAACAAGCUGUUUUGGCUCUCCUGAACUCCAAGUGGAAAGGGCUGAGACAUCCAUCCUGUUCUGGAAACACCUGUUUUCAACCUGAAGGUGAAACAGGUGGUGAACAUCCUGGUGGAGUGGGGAGGGAGCUGAUUUCAAUGGUGCUGAAAGACAAGAACAGCUGGGAGGAUGGUAGGGUCUCCUUGCCCAGCCUGCUGUGGCUAACAGUUAACAAACUGGUGCUCUAGCAGAAUGUUCCUGAGACUGUUAAAGAAAUCAUAACCAGCCCUGGAAGGGGUCAAAGUAAAUGAGAAGCUGGAAAACAAAUCAUUAGGUGCUUUAUUGGGUACUAGCCAAACUCUGUGAGUGAAACAGCUCUGUGCAAUCAAUGCAUUUGCCUUUUUGUGUGUGCACACCCUAGGACAGCAUGGUGCUGCUCCCCCCCAUUAGUCUUUAGCAGGGCCUCCCCCCAAAAUCCAGUCUCUGCAGAGCAGGGCUGGGGUUGUUGCCUCUAUUUUAUUUUUUUUUUCUACUAAAGACAACAAAGGAAGCAGUGAGGAGUCUGCUAACUUCUUUCCCUUCCCACUGAAAAUGCAGACAGACUCUGUGGAUUUGGAUGGAACAGGGAGAGCUUCUGAAGGGUUGUGGGGGGGGGAACAGGGUUGGAAGAGAGGUCCAAUUUCUAAUCAUCAUGUAGAGUGACAAGAUAAAACCUUAUUUGGUGCAAUAAACAUUCUCCAUGAA